Messenger RNA from Dryobates pubescens (Downy woodpecker), 1410 nucleotides. RefSeq names its product zona pellucida sperm-binding protein 3-like. Gene Ontology annotation, biological process: egg coat formation; binding of sperm to zona pellucida; positive regulation of acrosome reaction. The transcript is spliced from 9 exons. Gene Ontology annotation, molecular function: acrosin binding. The coding region runs from base 1 to 1410 and encodes 469 amino acids. Gene Ontology annotation, cellular component: extracellular matrix. Lineage: Eukaryota; Metazoa; Chordata; Aves; Piciformes; Picidae. The record is from RefSeq and is a predicted model, not a curated record.
AUGGGGGCUGGAGGCAGCCUGGCUGUCGCUUUCUUUUGCUGGGUGCUGGCUGCAGCAGCAUCCCACAGCCCUUGGAGCUUCCCUCAAAGGGGCUCGGGGGUCUUGAGGGUCCGGGGGGCCCCCUCCUGGAGCAGCCCCCGUGUGCCUGCCUUCUCCCAGCCCUCUCCCUGGGCAUGGGUGGAUGUCUCCCAGCUGCAGGCCGCUGCCCCCCUGCACCCUGUGGCAGUGCAGUGCCAGGAGGCACAGGUGGUGGUCAGGGUGCACAGAGACCUCUUCGGCACCGGGCGCCUGGUCAGGGCUGCAGACCUGAGCCUGGGCUCAGCCUCCUGCUUGCCUGUGGCCCAGAGUGCUGCUGAGGGCACAGUGACCUUCCUGGCUGGGCUGCAUGAGUGUGGCAGCAGCCUGCAGAUGACCCCAGACUCCCUGAUCUACAGGACCAGCUUGUCCUACAACCCUUCCCCUGGCCGCCUGGGCAUCGUCAGGACCAACGCAGCCGCGGUGCCUAUCGAGUGCCACUAUCCCAGGAGGAGCAAUGUCAGCAGCAAGGCUGUGCAGCCCACCUGGGCUCCCUUCCACUCCACCAUCUCCGUGGAGGAGAAGCUGCUCUUCUCCCUGCGCCUCAUGAGCGAUGACUGGAGCUCGGAGAGGCUCUCCCCUGCCUUCCAGCUGGGGGAGAGCCUGCACCUCCAGGCUGAUGUGGCUGCCGGCAGCCAUGUGCCCCUCAGGCUCUUUGUGGAUGACUGUGUGGCCACCCUGAGGCCGGACAGGAGCUCCUCUCCUCGCUAUGCCUUCAUUGACCUCCAUGGGUGCUUGGUGGAUGGCAGGGCAGAUGACACCAGCUCAGCCUUCAUCUCCCCGAGGCCCAGGCAGGAAACGCUGCAGUUCAGGGUCGAUGCCUUCAGGUUCGCAGGAGACAAUGGCAACCUGAUCUACAUCAGCUGCCACCUGAAGGUGUCUCCAGUGGAGCAAGCCCCCAGCCCCUGGAGCAAGGCUUGCUCCUUCAACAGAGCCAGCAGCCUCUGGAGCCCUGUGGAGGGCACUGGGGACAUCUGCAGCUGCUGUGAGACCAACAACUGUCCCCUGCCUGGAGGAUACCCCCAGAGGAUCAGCCCCAGGGGGCCAGCGAGGCGUGUGAGGAGGGAGCCCCCUGCCAAGCAAGGUGGUUCCUCAGCAGCAGCAGAGGCUGAGGUCUCCAUUGGCCCACUCAUAAUCUUUGACGCAGCUCAGGGGUCAUGGAGCUCCUCAGAAGGCUUUGCACCAGCAGGGAAGACCUCCCCUGAUGCUGCUGGAGGACUUCCCCUGCUGGCUGCAGUUGCCAUGCUGGUAGCAGCCACCCUGCUGAGCUUGGCUGCUCUUGGGCUCUUCCUUGUGUGCAGAAAGGGUGACUGCCCUCCAGCAGUGUCCCUGUGA